Molecule: messenger RNA, 1835 nt
Organism: Laetiporus sulphureus 93-53
Lineage: Eukaryota; Fungi; Basidiomycota; Agaricomycetes; Polyporales; Laetiporaceae
Product: general amidase
Exons: 9
Coding region: 62-1744 (560 amino acids)
Source: RefSeq, a predicted model, not a curated record
GCUCUCAUAUCUAUUCUCACGAUUCUUGAGCACACCCUUCAACGUCCCAUCUCUCUAAGCCAUGUCGCAGAGCUGGCAGGACCUCGUUGCAGACAAGAGACAACGCCAGAAGGUAACCAUCCCGAAGGACUGGCUCAUUGACCCUCCGCCGGACACGGUCCUCGACGUCACUGCGUUUCCUGAGGAGUGCGGCCUUCUGUCAGAGAGGGAGUUACAAAUUACGUGUAAGGUGGAUGUCAACGCUCUGCUGGCGAAACUGGCCACCGGUGAAUGGUCAUCAGUGGAAGUCACCACCGCAUUCUAUAAGAGGGCGAUCAUUGCUCAUCAACUGGUUAACUGUCUGACUGAGGUCUUCGUUGAGCGAGCCUUGGCUCGUGCGGCCGAGUUGGAUGAGUACCUGAAGUCUACAGGCAAAGUUGUCGGACCUCUUCACGGGCUGCCUGUUUCGUUGAAGGACCAGCUUGCCAUAAAGGGUCUCGAAACCACGAUGGGCUAUGCAUCAUGGAUCGGCAAGUACGCCGAAAACGACGCCGUCCUCGUCGAAAUACUUUAUGAAUGUGGUGCGGUCCCGUUCGUGAGGACGAAUGUGCCGCAAACUUUGAUGUGGCCGGAAACGUACAACCUCAUCUUCGGCCGGACGACCAAUCCUGCCAAUCGAUCACUGACAUCCGGCGGCUCGUCUGGAGGCGAAGGCGCUCUAAUCCAUCUGAAGGGCAGUCCGCUCGGCGUAGGGUCAGACCUUGGAGGUUCUAUCCGUAUACCUGCCCUCUUCAACGGCAUUUAUGGACUGCGUCCAUCGUAUGGUCGCGUGCCGUAUGAAGGAGCUGUGAAUUCGAUGUACGGUCAAGACUCGAUUCCUUCCGUCCUGGGCCCGCUCUCGAAUAGCUUGAGUGGCAUCAAGGGAUUCAUGCAGGCGGUCAUAAGCCGACAACCAUGGCUCAAGGAUCCGCUCGCUGUUCGCAAGAAGUGGGACGAGGAGGCAUACGCGCUUGCAGAACAUGGUGGCGGUGAAAAUCUUUGCUUUGCGAUUAUGUGGGAUGAUCGGAUUGUUAUCCCUCAACCGCCUAUCACCAGAGCACUUCAGAUGACCAAGAACGCACUCUUGACAGCCGGGCAUAAUGUGAUUGACUGGCAGCCGCUGAAGCACCUGGAGUUGACAAACGCGAUUAGCGCCGUCUGGAAAGCUGGCUCAGCCGAAGAUUUUAAGAACACCACUGCGGCCACAGGAGAGCCCAUCAUAUCCACGAUGAUCCCCGCAGAGGAUGGUGGCUUGACGGACCACUCUGUUCGGCCCGGUCCUGCGGGUAUUUCUGCGUACCAAAUGUGGCAAAUCCACAAGACAAAGGCGGGACUCCGCAAGGAAUACCUCGAUCACUGGCGAAAGACGCAGGCGGUGACCGGAACCGGAAGGCCUGUUGAUGCAAUCAUUUGUCCCGGUGCCCCAUUUCCGGCCCCUCCUCAUGGAAAGAACUGGAACACUAAUUACACGAAAGUCUGGAAUGCUUUGGACUACGUUGCAUGCGUCUUCCCCGUCACGCGGGUGGACCCUUCCGUGGACACGAAGAAGCCACCUCACGAAUUUUUGAAUGAGCUGGAUGAAAGGAACUAUAACACCUAUGAUCCUGCCAUCUAUCAUAAUGCUCCCGUUUCUUUGCAACUUGUUGGGCACACGCUUGAGGAGGAGGCUGUGAUAGCAAUGACUGAGAUUGUCGACGCUGCCUUGAAAGCAUCCUCUCAGUCUUAAAGGCGAUGUUGGUAGAUGUCGCUUCUACGAUGGAUAUGUGCAGGAGUGAUUCGGAUAAUGAUCAUAAGUUGGCCCUUAUCCAAUAACGUCA